CAUUAUAAAUACUAGACUUCCAUAACAAGAAUUGUGAUUCGUCGCUUGCUAAUUCUUCCGCUAGUCACGUGACUCCUACUCCACUCUUACUCUUGUCUCUUGGAGAGAGUGAGGUUGAGUUUUGAGGCGUUCUGAGGUCGUACAAGAGUUGAGUUUUUAACAAGAAGUGGUAAAAAGAACCGUAUUUAUUUCGUGUACAUAUGCCGGCUGCCACGAAAGAGGCCGAAAAGGCCGAGACCUCGUCUCCUGAAAAAGAAUCCCCGAAGAAGAAAUUGCCUCGGAAUCGACUGCUCUGUCGAGUUACGCUCCUGGAUAAAUCAUGUUUUACUCCCGAAAAUAUACAAAAAACAGCCAAAGGAAUCGACCUCAUGGUCGCAGUAGCCGAGCACCUCAAUCUUGACGAGAAAGAGUACUUCGGACUAUUGUACGAUCACAAAGGAGAGAAGUACUGGUUGGAUCCCCAGAAAGAGAUAAAGAAGCAACUCAAAGGCAAUCUUCCACACUUUGAACUAGCUGUCAAGUUCUACGAGCCGUACCCUUCUAAGUUAAAACAUGACAUGACACGUUACAUGAUGGUCCUUCAAGUGCGGGAUGACAUUAUUUGUGAGAGAUUACCAUGCUCAUUUGGUGCUCAAGCGCUUCUGGGGUCUUAUGUUGUACAAUCUGAGUUUGGUGACUAUGAUCCCCAUGAACACAAGGGGAACUACCUAGCAGGCCUGGUCUUUUCCCCAAACCAGAGUCAUGAACUGGUGGAAAGGAUUAAAGAACUGCACAAAGAGCAUAGAGGUUUGACCCCAGAGGAGGCAGAUACGCAGUACCUGGAGGCAGCCCGUAAGCUGACUAUGUAUGGGGUGGAUGCUCACCCGGCCAGGGAUGGUAAUGGUGAUGAAGUUCUGGUGGGUGUUUCCUAUGCUGGGGUGCUGGUUUUCAAGGAUGACCUGAGACAGAACAAGUUUCCUUGGCCUAAGGUUGUGUAUCUCUCAUACAAAGGAAGGGAUUUCAGUGUCAAAAGUAGACCUGGGGAGCUUGAAGAGCUAACAACUACUAUGACCUUCAAAUUGCCAACUGAGAAGGCUGCCAAACGCUUGUACAAGUCUUGUGUCGAGCACCACACAUUUUUUAGGCUCUCAUUCCCUGACCCUCCUCCAAGUAAGACUGACUCUCUUCUGAGAAUGGGAUCCAAGCACAGAUACAGUGACAAAACCCUCUUUCAGCUCCGUAAUGAGGGUGUGCCAAUCCAAAGUGCUCAGCCAAGGUUUCAGCGAGUUUCCAGCAAGAACUGGUCCAAGGGUGAUGCCCCAUCCACCACUGAGAUCAUUGUGGUAGCGGACGAGGAGGCCAAAAAGAGGCCAUGGACUGACAGAUACCGCAAUGGACAAAAGGACAAGAAACUCAAGGCUGGGGAGGCCCCGCUCUCUGAGGAGGAGAUGAUGGCGACAAUGACCAUGGAGGAAAGAGAGGAGUACAAAAAGAGAAUGGCUGAGAGGCUUGGACAAAUCAAAACCACUACAACCACCACUGUCUACUACCCGGGGAAGGGUGGGGAAGAGGAUGUCCCCCUUGAGCAUGUCCCCGUUCAAGCUUCAGGUGCUGGAGUCGAGGACAGCUCUACCGUGGCUUAUGGAGUUGGCGAGGCAGGAUCUAAAGUCAAAGUCACCCGCCUUGAGUCCACGGAGGAAGACAGGGAGAAGAGGCGUAGGGAGAAGGAAGAGGAGGAGCGACUGAAGAGGGCGGAGGAGGAAAAGAGGAGAGAGGAGAAGAGGAGAGAGGAGGAACUCAAGCGGGAAAGGAAAGAGCAGGAGAGAAGGGAGAAGGAGCGUCAACGCCUUGAGAAGGAAAAGAAAGAGGCAGCGGAGCGUGCCGUAUAUGCAGCGAGACAACCGCCCACUGAAAAGAUCGGCUUCAAAUCGUCCACCACCACCCCCUCCAAGGGGGAGGCAGAGGUUCUGGAGUUCAGCUUUGCCACGCCCGUGUCCUCGGGUGAGACGAUCAAGAGGGCCCAGAUGAAGUCUGCUGACACGGACUCGUACAAGGGCCGUGUGGUCCGCGUAGACGACGCUAAAUUGGAGACGCCAGACAGGACAAGAAUUGCGCCUGAGGUUGCCAGUCGUACACUAACAUGGUCAUCCGAGCGCCUAAUGAACGAGCCCUACGCACGUGGGCAUUCCUCAACCCUCCCUGCAAGGACCAAGGACAAAAAACCCUCACCCAGCCAACCAGAGGAAGACCGUCGCCACAGCGCAGACGACCUCGACCAUGACGACGACGACGACGAUCACCGACGCAGGCACACCAGCAGCGGAGGCGUGCCUCUCAUCACCCGCGAAGAGUUGGUCAGGACGUACUCCCCGGCGGGCAGUGCGGAGGGAAAGGACAACCGUGCCAGUGCGCCGCCUGAGGUCAGGUACACUCUGAAGGGGGAUACGGACCACGAGCAAGGCGAAACAGGGUUCGUCCGAGAGAACAUCCAGCGUUAUUCCACCAGCAAGGAGGUGGAGUCGAUCCCGGGAGUGACCACAAAAACCGUUACCAUCACUGCCGAUAAGGACCCACAGGUGUACCCGAAGAAGGCUCCGCCAGUGGUAAAAACAAAGCCGUACUCUAAUACCGCCAGCAAACAAGUGACCGAGCACGUCACGACUUCCACUUCUUCGCAGAUACAAGCUGCGCCCCACCAGCAGCAUCCCGGAGGUACGGCUACCAUUCCUAGUGUGCCCACUCAGCGAGUGGUGUAUGAUCAGAGCGCGCCCCUCGCAGGUGGCCCCGCCCUCCCAGGCCACCAAGAGGGUGGUGUCGUCGUGACGCGUACCGUGACCAUUGAUGGUGAGAACAGGAUGGUACCAGUAACUAGUGAGACAGUCCGCCACACCGCCAUGCCUACAGAGAUUAUCACCAAGACGAUCACCAUCGAGGGUGACGGGGGACCGCUCACGGCUGCGGAACUCAAGGAGAUCAUGGCCCAGCAAGCCACGGCCACCACCUCCGAGGUCAUCACGACGUCGUACACGACCACCACGCGUACACAGACGGUUGAGAAGACACUAGACGAGACCAUCAACCUGGUGGACGAGGACGGAAAUGUGAUCGCGACAGGCGACCCUGACACUGACGCGGCCAUUGCCGAGGCGAUCAGACAAGCGCGCGAGGCCGAUCCUAACGUUAAAGUCACAGAAGUUGUGAUCACACGCAACGACGAAUCUAGUAUUUAAAGAAUUAGGUACGUAUGAAAAAUAAACGAUAAACUCAAGAAGCCUGGCAGUUAGGAAGAUCACGAGAAGAGUUCAAGUGGUGUCAGUUCUGGUCAGCAGAAUGAUUGGGAUGUGGCUAAGAUAGUAAUUAACACCGCCAUUUCUUAUUGGCAUGUUUAUUUGUUCUUUGUGUCGUGUUUUUUUUCACAGAAGUAAAGCACUUGUAGCUCUUCUUAGCCGUUUGAAUUCUGAAAUCCCAAUGUAUUCGAUAUCGACGUUGACUUAAUUAUAGCUCCAAGCAGACCAAGCACACCUGGCCAAGACAGCAGGUAGUCAUCGACAGUAGACAGAAUACAGCAUAUAACGUUAAGAUAAUGAGUCCCGUUAUGGCGUAUAUGGGCAAGUCGAUUUACUAAUUGCUAGGGUCCAUUUGUGGAGACACGUGUGAAAGUUAGGGUGAAGGAAGAAAAGAGAAGAAAGAUAAACCUAUUUGCAUUCUCUCGUUUGUAUCUUCCUUUGCUCUGAGUUUCAAUUUAAAGUUAUGUGAGCACGACUAGGUUGAACCCAAUUAGUUAAGUUGAACAAAACCCUUUAUCUCCAAGGAAAUAAUAACAGCCACAGAAUGCCUCCAGACACGAGUAGAGUGGUAUUUAACAAGGUUAUAAUAAUAUUAUACAUAAUUUUAAUUAGAUAACUCUUUGAAAUAGGUAGUCUUGAGUUUUUCUCACAAGUUUUUAGUAAUACUGUAAAGAACACAUUAAGAUACAUGCACGACAGAAACCUAAACAAACAGCUUACGAUUACUUAAGUUCUGGAUAUUUCUUAGUUUUUAUUGAUGUACUUUUUAACGUAAUUCUUAUGCCUAAAUAAGGAUGUUUUUGUUUAUAAAGUAAUAACUUUGCGGUUUCGACAGACUGCAGACAUAGGUGUAUAAAAUUAAUAAAGGUAAUUGCUGUUG
Messenger RNA from Nematostella vectensis (starlet sea anemone), 4146 nucleotides. RefSeq names its product band 4.1-like protein 3. The transcript has 21 exons. Lineage: Eukaryota; Metazoa; Cnidaria; Anthozoa; Actiniaria; Edwardsiidae. Gene Ontology annotation, cellular component: cytoskeleton. The record is from RefSeq and is a predicted model, not a curated record. Gene Ontology annotation, molecular function: structural molecule activity; actin binding. Bases 201 to 3209 code for a protein of 1002 amino acids.